Exophiala dermatitidis NIH/UT8656 is the source of this 1501-nucleotide messenger RNA. RefSeq lists its product as uncharacterized. The coding region runs from base 72 to 392 and encodes 106 amino acids. The record is from RefSeq and is a predicted model, not a curated record. The transcript has a single exon. Lineage: Eukaryota; Fungi; Ascomycota; Eurotiomycetes; Chaetothyriales; Herpotrichiellaceae.
CGAUCCCCCGAUCUUCUCUAUUUCAGACUCUAUUUCAAAAUCGUUCAGCUAUCUUACUCGGCUUUCUCAGCAUGCGUCCAUCACUUGUCCUCCGCACGGCUGCGGUCCGAUUGACACUUUUCACACGUGCAAAUUGUGGACUGUGCGACGUGGCCAAGUCACGCAUUGCCGAAGUGCAAAAGAAACGGAGCAUCGACUACCAGGAGGUAGAUAUUAUGAGUCCAGGCCACGAGAAAUGGAAGGACGUCUACGACUUCGACGUGCCCGUGUUACACGUGGAUAAAGCAACUACCAGCCCGCCUGGCCCAACCUUGGACACCGCAAAAAAACUCAUGCAUCGCUUUACCGUGGAAGAAGUGGAGAAGGCAGUGGACGAGGUCGAACAACAUUGAUUUUUUAUAUGAGUGACGUACUACCCAGUUUGUGGGGUAGGUAUAUUUUAUUGGUAGACGCUCGGAAAGAGACAAUGAAUUUUUAUUCAUUUCUUCUGAUCCUGGGACACCAAGUUGACUGCUCCAUAUGCUGCUCCCUUGACAGCUUGGGCGGCCGCAUGGCCAUAUGAGCCCUUGGCCUUUGACAGCGAUUCUGCCAUGAACGUGGGGAUGGCAGUCAUAUCGUUGACGACGGAGAUCUAAAGUUGAUAUCCUGUCAGCAGCAGCUCCACAACUAUUGCGAAAUCUAAUGUGGCGGCAGUUGACCAGAAACUCACCAUUUGGAAUCCCAUAUCGGCAUAUCGUCUGGCAAAUUCGCCAGAGGGGCAGUAAAUCCCGGACUUUUUACCUGCAGCCUGAGCGGCCUUCAGGAUCCUCUCAAUAGCUGCCUUAAGUUCUGGAGCAAAAUCUCCGGUGACUGGGUAUCCGAUAUUGUUACCCAGAUCCCAGGGUCCGAUGAAAAGGACAUCGAUGCCAUCAACCUUGGCAAUUUCCUCGACCUAGACAACCCACCAACAGUCAGUCAAGCGAAGCCCUCAAGCAUGUUUGAUCACAAGCAUGAAAGAGAGGUGUUUUAUACGCACCGACUCCAAAGCCUCCUUAGUCUCAAUCUGAACAACAGUCAAAAGAUUCUCAUUCGCAUUCUUCAUAUACUCAUAACCAGACAAGUCGCCCUUGACAUCGAACGCGCCCAUAGAAAACGGACUGCCAAACCCUCUCUUGCCGGCCGGAGGAAACUUGGCCGUCUGAACCAGUCUCUUCGCAUCUUCGACGCUAUAUAACAACGGAACAAUGAUUCCGUGCGCUCCGGCAUCCAGGGCUCGCUUGACCAUCCACCCUUCGUUGGCGGGGAUCCGCACAAUCGGGCUGACGUUGCAGGCGGCAAUGGCGUGGACGGACUCGUGCAUUUCGUUGUCUAGCAGUCCAUCAGUAUCAGCAUUAGAAUCGCUAAUAACAUACGGAGUGUAGUGGAGUAGGUAUUAUUAUAUGUCUUUUUUGGGACUGAAUCUCACCUGCAAUAUUCCCAUGUUCGCAAUCAAUACAGAUCCAAUCAUAUCCUGCCCGCGCAA